Molecule: messenger RNA, 394 nt
Organism: Clunio marinus
Lineage: Eukaryota; Metazoa; Arthropoda; Insecta; Diptera; Chironomidae
Source: the annotation of a GenBank genome assembly
GCUGAAUUAUGCUGAAUUGAAAACUCGAACAGCAAAAUUAAAAAAUUCUAAAUUUGAAAAAUAAAAUAAGUUGAUAAAUAAGAAAAGAUCUCACUAAUUAUUGAAAAUGAAACAAGGUAGCAAACAUAUCAAAAUACCUGAAAAAGAGCCUAAAUUAUUUACGGUAGAAAAGGUUUUAAAGAAACGUAUUCGCAAUGGAAAAACCAAAACUGAAGAACUAAAAGAACCUGAUUUCAUUAUUGGUGGAACGCUUUUAAAAUCAAAAAAAGUCGUUUUGUUGGUGAAAUGGGAGGAUAACAAAAUUGAUUUGGUUUCCUACGACUUUGUCAAAAAGAAAUGGCCAAUCAAACUUAUCGAAUAUUUUGAAAAACAUCUUGAAUUGAUAGAAUCAUAA